Molecule: messenger RNA, 963 nt
Organism: Erythranthe guttata (spotted monkey flower)
Lineage: Eukaryota; Viridiplantae; Streptophyta; Magnoliopsida; Lamiales; Phrymaceae
Source: RefSeq, a predicted model, not a curated record
AUCAUUUUUUCUUCAUUGAUUUUUUGUGGUUUUCAAUUUGGAAAAUUCAUUCCCCCAAAAAAAAAAAAAAUGGCUUCUUCAUCGCUCUUACUCUCACCUCUCUCAUCCACAACCGCCAUAGAUAAUCGCGAGCUUUGCUGUAAUUCUACUGCUUCAGCUUUUCUUCAGAAUCCGAAGCUGCUGUUCGCAGCUAAUCCGAGAAGAGUCGCGGCUCGGAGAUGCGGAUUCAAGUCUCCGGCAGCUCGGAAAUCUCUCGACCACAUACCCAAGCAGUUCCGUGAAGAGAAUCUCAAAGAUGGAUUGAUGGAUAAUUUCAAGAACACACCUCAGUAUCUGUACGGUCGUUCACCUUCACAGAUGGAUAUGUUCAUGACAGAGGAUAACCCUGUCCGCCGACAGGCAGGAAAAGUCACAGAGGAUACCAUCUCAUCAGCCAACAAUUACUUGAAUAAUGGUGGAAUGUGGAGUAUGGCUGACGCGAACGAAAGAGGGCCCUCUAAGUAUAGCAUGAGCGUGAGCAUGUAUCGUGGAGGAGCAAGAGGUUCCGGAAGGCCUAGAACUGCUCCUCCUGAUUUGCCGUCUUUGCUUUUAGAUGCCCGUAUUGUCUACCUCGGCAUGCCGAUAGUACCUGCUGUGACUGAGCUUCUUGUUGCUCAAUUUAUGUGGCUGGAUUAUGACAGUCCGACAAAGCCGAUAUAUCUGUACAUCAACUCAUCUGGCACACAGAAUGAGAAAAUGGAGACUGUUGGAUCUGAAACAGAAGCAUAUGCAAUUGCCGACACUAUGGCUUACUGCAAAGCAGAUGUGUAUACUGUAAAUUGUGGAAUGGCAUACGGUCAAGCAGCUAUGCUGCUGGCUCUUGGAGCAAAAGGCUAUCGUGCAUUGCAGCCACACUCAUCCACGAAACUAUAUCUUCCGCCCGUCCACAGAUCAAGUGGAGCUGUCAUUGAUAUGUGGAUUAAG